Messenger RNA from Dentiscutata heterogama, 820 nucleotides. The record is from the annotation of a GenBank genome assembly. NCBI's taxonomy places the organism in Eukaryota, Fungi, Glomeromycota, Glomeromycetes, Diversisporales, Gigasporaceae.
UGCUACUCUCCUGCUGGACGACGAGAGUUGGCAUCGGUAUUAAUAUCAAAUAAACUAUAUUUUUACGGCGGAUGGAAUAGACCGAAUUCAAGUGGAGUCGGACUAAGCGACAUUUUUUAUAUCGAUUUGAGUCAGCCAUUUGCGACUUCUGAUCCAACAUUCCAAUCACAGGGAAUACUAGUGCCAAAGGCCGCCUAUAGUGCGGUUGUUUAUGAAAAUGAAAUUAUCAUUUUUGGCGGAGGCGCAACUGUAAUUUCUCCAGGAAUAAUUAAUGAUCUCGUCAUAGUCAAUGAAACUAAUUCUUUUGUUAGUAAUAUUACGCUUACAAGCAAGAACGGCUCAAACUCAAAUUCUUGGCCAUCCCCAAGAAGAUGGCAUACAGCUGUGAUUGAUUCAACCAAAGCAAAGAUGUAUAUUUGGGGUGGUGAGGAUAACAAUGGUAAUACUCUUGGUGAUGCAUUGUAUAUAUUUGAUGUUUUAAAAUAUUCUUGGGAAGCCUCUACUUUAACGACUCAACCAAACGGUCGUAAGCAACAUACAGCGACACUGAUACCUGAUGGAAAAAUUAUUUUUAUAGGUGGAAUAAAUAAUCCUGAUAUAACGCAGCUUGAUAUUUAUGACACUAUUGCAGAUCAAUGGUCGCAAAAGAAAGCAACAACAUCUGGAUCUGUUUUUUCUCGAUGGAGUCAUACAGCUACUCUUACAACUAAUAACCGAAGCAUAAUAAUGUACGGAGGUCAAUCAAAUAAUUCUUAUCCAAUAGGCAGCAUUGCAGUUUUGGAUCUUACCACUUAUAUAUGGACUAAUACUAUACCUUCUG